Magnolia sinica is the source of this 429-nucleotide messenger RNA. RefSeq lists its product as uncharacterized. Lineage: Eukaryota; Viridiplantae; Streptophyta; Magnoliopsida; Magnoliales; Magnoliaceae. The record is from RefSeq and is a predicted model, not a curated record. The coding region runs from base 1 to 429 and encodes 142 amino acids. The transcript has 2 exons.
AUGGGACAUGUAGUGAAAGCAGAAGGAAUAGUAGUAGAUCCAGCCAAGGUGGAAGCAGUGUCUAAGUGGGAGCAGCCUACCAUAGUCACUGAGGUUCAGAGUUUUCUGGACAUGGAAGGAUACUACAGGUGCUUUAUUAAGGAAUUCUCCAAGAUUGCACAACUGCUCACCCAACUGAUGAAGAAAAACAACCGGUUUACGUGGGAUGAGAACACAAAAGUGGCCUUCUUAGUGCUGAAGAUGAGACUAACUUCCACCCUAUUAAAGAAGCAUGAAGAGAAUUACUCGACGCAUGAUCUGGAAUUGGCAGCAGUGGUCUUCGCCUUAAAGAUAUGGAGACACUACCUCUAUGGGGAAGAAUUCCAGUUGUUCUAUGACCAUAAGAAUCUGAAGUACAUAAUUACGCAGAAGGACUUGAACAUGCGCUAG